CAUCUCACAAACAUGUACGGAGCAGCUGACUACUAAGCUCUCUGCCAGCGCCAGGACGCACGUUAUUCAGCCCAGUCCCUGACCAGGGAGCUGCCCAUCUAGUAACUGGCCAGUUCUGACUGGUGGCUGACUGGGCAGGGCAGUGAAGGGGGUGAUGAGAGGGGCCCUGGGAUAACCUCACAGUCAGGUGCUUUCCUAGCCUGGACACUCCUCCCAGGUCCUCCUCUGAUUCAGAUACCUCCAGCCCCAGCUGUUCCUCCUCCAGGACUCUGUGCCCUGGGGCUGCCUGGCGUCUGGGAGUCUCCUUAGAGCCAGGGCUCUUCUGGCAGAGGCUGAAGCUCACCAGUGUCUUCCGGCCCCUCAAUGAGUGAGGCAAACCAAACCACUGUGGAGCCCUCGGAGCUCCCCACAGCAUCGGCCGUAUCCCCUGGACUGGGCAGUGGGGCCCGGGCAUGGCCUGUGCUGGUAGGGGUCGUGCUGGGGGCUGUGGUCCUUUCUCUCCUCAUCGCACUUGCUGCCAAAUGCCACCUCUGCCGCAAAUACCGUGCCAGCUACCAGCACCGCCCGCUGUCUGGGACAGUGAAAGGGGUCCGCCCCGAGGUGGGCGAAGACGAUGAUGAUGGUUUCAUCGAGGACAAUUACAUUCACCCUGGGGUUGGUGGGCUGGGGACGGAGGCCAGUAGGGACCACUUCUCCCUCUGAGCCCUCAUCUUCGGACCCCCCCACCCCUAUGCCCGACAGCUUAAGGACAGGAGAUACUUUGUGGGAACCACAAGCCUCAGGGACUUGGUGGCUAGGGCUUAAGGGCGGAGCAGGGGUAGAUCAAUCCCCCCUCCCUUGACACUAGCCACCAAAGUGAAACACCCUCUCUUGCUCAGUAACCCUCAAUGGCUCCCUCCUGUUCUUGGGAUAAAGCCUACCAAGGCCCUGGCUGUGAAAUCAGGUCUCUGUCAGCCUUUGGCUUCCUUUCCUGCCUUUCCCGACUUUACUCCCUGCUUAACCAAUUAUUUGUUAUUCCUCCCCCACCUACCAUGCUGCUUCUCCAUGGACCUUUGCUCACACUCUUCCCUUGUCUCCCUGCCCUUCUCUUCUCCCAAGUCCUUUAUGACAGUGAUGAGAAUCCCUGGCCAGUAGACCCCAUGUGGGCUGCCUACCUGCCAGCAUUUCACAUGUGCCCAGGUGAUAACGUCUUAGCAGGUGAAAAUCACUGUGCCAAGUUUCUCAGGGAGAUUUUUUUCCUAUCAAUCAAGUGGUAAUCUAAAUAGUUAUAAUAUAUUAUGUUUUUCACAGAUACUAAUAAAUCUAUUUUCAUUUUAAAUAAAAAUAGGAAGAAGUCACUCAUUUUUUAUUUUCCUGAACUGAAACUUGUGCACAAACAUGUCCCUGUCACUCAAAGC
Delphinapterus leucas (beluga whale) is the source of this 1397-nucleotide messenger RNA. NCBI's taxonomy places the organism in Eukaryota, Metazoa, Chordata, Mammalia, Artiodactyla, Monodontidae. The record is from RefSeq and is a predicted model, not a curated record.